AUGCCUCGAGGGCGGACUAAAACAGUUUGUUCAUUUUGCCGCCGUCGGCGGAUUCGAUGUGACAUGGCGUCUCCGUGCGGGGCAUGUGUUCGAUAUGGCAACGCGCACUGCGAUAUUCCGCCCCCAAAGCCGCCGGCGCCAGAUGUCGCUCAGCUCCGCGCGCGCCUCGAACACUUGGAGCAGGCCCUCUUUAGUGCAGGCGACGACAUGAGUUUCCACGAACAGGUGCGCACGACGCCGUACCGCAACCUGUUGGGUCUCCGUCAUUUAGGCCUGUUCCGCUGGCUUGCUCUCGUCAGCAUGGACACCAACAUGUUUGAGUUGAUGCAGCGCCUUUGGCCAUGGACAAAAGAACGGAUCAAACGAGAGCGUGAGGCGGAGCGCACUGAGCGUGAAGGCAGUCACGAGGCCGGUGAUGGUAGAGGCGGUGGGCAAAGCGGAGACCACGAAAGCUACCGCGAAGGCUUUCACGAAUCUCGCAUGCCGCUAACUGUGGUGGGACAUUCAGCAGGAGAUUUAUCCGCUCUUGCUCCCCAAGUUAGAGCCCAUCUCCCUGACAAGAAGGUCUUAUGGAUGUGGGUGGACCGGUAUUUUGCUGCAGUGGCACCUCAUGUGCCUGUUCUUGACGAGCACACAUUACGCCGGCAAAUUUCAAAUCUUACAGGUGCCCGCGUGCUAACAAAGGAGCCUGUCCAUGUGGGAACCAUUGACCUACCGGACGUCUCUGUCUGGGGCGUGUUGCUUGUGGUACUUCGGCUCGCACAUCUAUCGUUGUACACUGUUUCUGGCGCGCUCAAGACACAAUGCGUCUACUCACUGGCUGAGGACUUGGAAUACAUGGCCGGAGCUAAAAUUGGUCCCCGGGCUGUCGAAGUCGCUUACCAAUGUUUGGCUUACCAUGAUCUAGCGGCGGAGACGGGUGUCGAUGUAGUGCAACUAGCUGCGCUUUUGAGAGUGCAUGCCAUGGUGGACCCUGAUGUGGGGUCUCCCGACGUGCGGAACCACACGUUUUCUGCCAUCCUUUCGCUGUUAGCACUUUGCCGUUGGCUCAAUCGCGAUCCAGGCAAGGUAUUUGGUGAUAGCUUGGGUGCGCGAACUUGUCAACUAUUCCGAAAGAUUUGGUUCGUGGUGUUGGACAUGGAUUACACCUUUGCAUCUUUUACAGGGAACAUACCCAUGAUUUCACGACUAGCGCAUGACGUGGUACUGCCGCAGUUUUCGCCUGAAGCACUGAACCUUGCGAACGCUCGCAUGGAUGCUGCAGUUUGCCGUGCGUUGAACGAACAAGUGGAUGUUCGUACUCUCUUGGACGACACACUAGCACUCUCGGGCAGUGUAGCACGACGUGUCAAAGUGGCGGCAGUCGAAGAUGUUCUGGCGCGGUUGCGGGCGGUCAGUGUUGAGCUUAUGGCACAGGAUGCCAAAUACCGCGCAGAAGGUACGCCAAAUAGUGUUGAUGCUUUCUCACAUUCAAUUCGCUUCCAUCGCUUGCUUCAGCUCCUGUAUGUUUCCAUAGCUGUGUCGACUCACCUAUACUACCAUUAUGUCCGACGGCGUGAUUUUGCGAGGGCCCAGCGUGAGUGGCUUACUGUUGUGACGAUAAUAUGUGAUCAGUUGCUACCGCAUGUCCCGCUGUUGGUUGACGAAACCGCUGAUGCUUUUAAGGGAGCAGGCGAUCUUUUCACAGGUAUGCAUUUUUCCCACAAUGCAUCCUAUGGUUUUUUGGUUGUGUUUGCGCAUUACCUUGAUUACCGAGCGCACUGGUCCCGCGUUCAAAAUGACCCACUCCACAUGCUGCGGCUCGCCCUGGCGCUGGAAUAUGCGCGCCUGUUUGCUGCCCUCGAGCGCGCGUGCACCAGUGUUCACACUCUUCUUACGUUGUUAACCAGAGCUAACAAUGCGAUGCUGAUGCGAUAUCGGUUUCACAAAAAGGUUCGUGCUAUGACGGCAAAGAUGAUGGCCGUGUGUGAACCUUCUUUUUACGCCAGCUGCUCUGUUCUUUCGGUGCAUGCUGCUACUGUAGAGGAGCAUACCGAGCUAUCAGAACUGGUUGAGCGUGCGUCGCGCGCAAUGGGCUCCGUUCUUUUGGAGCUGCCCUCUCCUGUUCCUGCGCCAGGACCUACGGUACCAGACGCUCCACCAGACGCACUAUUGGAUCUCGACUAUAGUCCAUUUGACACUAACUUUAACUGGAUUCUGCUCGAACAACUCUUCAGCGCUUAA
Molecule: messenger RNA, 2223 nt
Organism: Clavispora lusitaniae ATCC 42720
Lineage: Eukaryota; Fungi; Ascomycota; Pichiomycetes; Serinales; Metschnikowiaceae
Product: Fungal Zn(2)-Cys(6) binuclear cluster domain family protein
Biological process (GO): regulation of DNA-templated transcription
Molecular function (GO): zinc ion binding; DNA-binding transcription factor activity, RNA polymerase II-specific
Source: RefSeq, a predicted model, not a curated record